Messenger RNA from Symbiodinium necroappetens, 6984 nucleotides. The record is from the annotation of a GenBank genome assembly. Lineage: Eukaryota; Dinophyceae; Suessiales; Symbiodiniaceae.
AUGGCUGUGUUGUUACUCUUCUUCCUUGUCCUCUUUUCCUCCGUGUCCAACACGCAGGCGAACUGUUGGAGCACGCUCUCCCCGAGUGGCUCCCCACCCUCCGAGCGCUACGGCGCCGCCGGUCACUUCUCUCUCAACCAAACAACUCACCUCUUUGCUCUUCCAACUGAUUGUCCGCCGCGAUUGCUGCAAGAGACCUACGGCAAGAUUGUGCACCUCGAGCUGCCCGCUAGACAGGGGGAGAUCGUUGUGCAAGGCAUUCGGCGACCCUUCUCCGUGAACCUCGAGGCGAUGGAGACUGAAUCCCCUGCCCGCAAGAGGGGAGUUCCCCCCGAAGAGGGGCUCAGCUUGGAAUCAAUCCGCGAAGUUCUCAGGACGGAAAUUCAGGGCGCGGUGGGCGGAGUCACGGACAGAGUCGCUGCCUUGGAGCGCAGUCUCCAGAGCCACAACGAGCGCACCUUUCAGGCUGUGGAGACACUCUCCACAGGGCAGGCCGAGCAAGGCCUUCAAAUUCGCCAGCUUGCCACCGACUCUAAGGCCAUGGCAACGAGGCUGAACAACCUGGAGGGAACGAUCAAAACCAUCCAGUCCUCGGGGAGCACGCCCUCGACAAUGGACUCAGGACGAGUCCCGGCCUUGGUGAUGGGGGGCUGGCCCCCGGAUACCCUUGCUGCAGAUGUUCUGAACAAAGCCAACGAAAUGGCUCGAGACCUUCAGCUCCAGAUCAAUAUGGCAGAUGCUUUCGUGCCUGGUGUCCGCAGGGGAUUUGUGUUGGUACCUAUCGCACCCAUGGACGGCGAGAAUGAAGAAGCUAUGAGGCAAAGGGUGCAAACGUGCAUUAGGCGGGUCAACGCCUCCAACAUUUCAUUGGGAUGGAAGCCGGACGGCAACCCUGCUAAGCUGUGGCUCACCUUGAGCCAGCCACCAGAACGGCGCCGGCGAGCGGCCUUGGCGGGGAAAGUAAAGAGGCUUAUCAUCGAAGCAGGGGGCCCAUCCCUCAUUGCCCGCAUCGAGCCGGAGUGGGCGACAGGCACCGUCUGGUUCAAGGACCAUAAGAUCUCGUCAGGGACAUCAGCCGGACCCCCGGGAUCCAGCAUUGCAGGCUGUGGCUGGAUCGACAUCCCAAAGAUCGCAGAACUCAUCGGGGGGGACCCCCAGCAACUGGCGAAGACGUGGGAGAGGGAUGAGUCCGGAGACCACUUUGGACCUACUCUCCAGGGGGACCUCACUUCCUUGACAACGACACGUGGAUGCUGGUCCACGGCAAACAACCGAGUGAAUGGCGAGGGUGUGGCAUUGCCUUCCAGAAGAUUGAUUUCGGGGCAUGUUUCCCAUAAGUUCACCAUUGCAGAGACAGACGAAACCCUCUCCUGCACGGGGCGCGGGGAGCAAAUCCUCACAUGGUGCACGGAGCAAGGGAUCACCCUGAUCGACUACGUCGCGUCUAGACACCUCCGGUUUGUAUCGGCCGAUGUAGGCCCCAAAAGCAAGGUCAUAUGGUCGGCGAGGUUGAUCACUGAGCCAGUGCAUCGGUCCAUGAAAUUCCAGGAAUCACCGGCACUCAAGAAGCUUCGAAAAGUUGCUAAGGGGGCCACCCCUGGACCGGAAUCACGCAGUGCAUGGAAGCUUGUCGAGAAAACGUUGAAGCAGGAGCGCAAAGCCUGGCAACGCGAGCUUGCCAGCAGGGCGGGAGCCCUCGAGUGGAACGCGUAUCGAGCAGUUAAGCAAAAAUCCUCCCGCUCCAACUGGGCGGAACACUUGCUUGACAAACCCGAUUGGGAGGACGCCUUGAAGAAACAUAUGAGCACAAUCUUUGCGCAAAAGCCACCGGCAGACACUGCCGCAGCUAUGCAGAGCAUGCGAGACGAAGCCACCAGGCUUUGCAAAACCUGCCCGUGGCGCCCCUUCAGUGAAUCAGAGAUGCGCAUAACUAUGUCCAAAUGGAAAAAACAUAAAGCCACCGGCACAGACGGGAUAGCCCUUGAAGCCCUUCAACUUUUGUUCGAGGAUAGCUACUGGCGCCCCCGCAUCGCCGAGCUCAUAAAUGACAGCCUAUACCGGGGAGACAUCCCCGAGUGGGUCUCUGAAGGUGCUUCCGUGCUCCUUCCCAAAACGGCAGUGCCGCAAGGCUGGUCCGAUACUAGGCCCAUCACGCUGUCAAGUGCCAUCCUCAAAUGGAUCGCACAACUCCUGCUGCUGCGGGGAACACCCGCUUUGCUCGACUGUUGCCAGCACCAAUGGGCGAGCCGUCAUAAGCAAGGCGUUGAACUUAUCUUAGCUAUGCGCAAACUUGCCCGCGUCGCCCACGAAUGGAAGACGCCUUUCUACAUAGUUAAGAUAGAUAUUGCUAAGGCUUUCGACUCGAUCGCACAGGAAAAGCUAGGUGACCUCGUGAUGAGGAAAAUCGCAAGGGGAGGCCUCCCCUGGGAAGCAAGGCUAUGGCUGAAAUUGCUGGAGGCAAGAGAGCUGAACUUUUACGUUCAGAAACACAAAGUGCCCGUUGCCCAGACCAACGGGGUGAGCCCGCCGCCGCACUCCGGGGCAGCGUUUAUGGAUGACACCUAUGUUUGGGGAGAAUCCCCCGAAUACGUGCAGGAAGUUCUCCAAGCACUUGAAACCAAGUUCUACAUAGGAGGGGUCCAAGUUGCCCCAGAUGGUCCACACAGCAUCAUGACCAUCCUAGGCAGCUCUUCUACAGGCAUCAAAUUCGACGCAGCUCCUCCAAGCGAGAAGCAUGAUAUGCGGGGAUACAACGGUGGUCGACACAUGCGCUACAGAUGCAGUGGCAGCUAUGGGGCCACAUCGGCCGAGCAGUGUUCCAACCAACGUUUCACAUCCUCCGUUGGAGAGACCUCACCUGGUGGCGCGCAGAUCUCCGCCAUCGCAGGCAACCAGUGGUGGAUCCCAGCUCAAGACCGCAACAGGUGGCAACACCUCUGCAAAGCCUUUAUCGUGACCUUUGACCCGCCGUGGGCCAGUGGCAACCAACUCGCUCUGCCAGGUCCCCUUCUGGACCGCAGGAGGAGCUCCAUGUGCUUCGUCGUGCUUAUGGCGAGCGCCCUUUGCUGCCUCCGCAGCGGAGCUGGGCCCAGCCCGGCCCCGGAGAUAAUCAUCGUCGACUCCGACAGUGAAAGUGACAUGUCUGACAUGCCCUGGGCGCCACUGGAGCCAGAACCACCACACCAGCCCACCAUUGUGGAAGCGGACGAGGUGACGGACAUGCCGACCGACUACCACGACGAGGAAGGACUCAGCGACAACCUGGAGACCAACAACCCACCUCCUCGACGGCUGCUUUCCCGGGGUUGCGAGACCAUCAAGGCCGUGCACAAGGGUGGAGUUCCCUACUACCAGACCACGGCCCAGAUGCCGGUGGCUGAAGACCGCUAUGCCACCUAUAGGAUCGGCUAUGCCCAGACGUACGACCCCGCAGCUGAUCCUUGGCACGAAGAUGGCAUGUUUCCAGGAAGGGCAGGGCAAGUACCAAUCAGCAUGCCCUACGACCCAUGGGAAGAUGACCUUGACCAGCCAGCCCAACCUGCACAACAAGUACAACCGCCUCCGGGAGGUCACCCAGGACAAUACUACGUGCCGCAGCAGCAGCCGCAUCAUGCACAUCCACCACCCAGGCCAAUGCAGAACCCGCCACAGACCCUUGCGCAAGCCCUCCCGCAACAACAGCCUCAGCAGAUGAUGCCAGGAGGAACGGGGCCUCCAACCGCUCCAGGUGCUGGUCACUUCCAGCCACCCACCAUGGACCCGUGGGGUUUUAUAGCGCGGCAUUACGCAUCGCAGGGACCUCUCCUGCCGCCGAGCCAAUGGAGCCACAAUCUGCUCGGCCUGGGACAGCACCGGCAGCAGUCGCAUGCCACGCCUGUGCCACAGGAGGAAGCUGCAGACACCACCUGCAGUACGGACGCCGCCUGCGAGGGGGGCGACCCCCUUGACGAACAGGCAGAUGAGAGGGAAGUGGAGCCAGAAGCCAUGGAAGACACGGUGGAGGAAGGGGAAGCACCCCUGCACAAUGAGGCCGACGACGAGCUCACCGACGUCCCCGAGGACGACCUAGAAUGGGACAGCGACCAGCCAGACACUGACGAGGAGGAGGAAGAGCUAGCUUCGGCAUCAGCAGAUGCACCAGGGGCGAAAGCCCCCAAGCGGCCAGCAGGACAUGGUUCCCAGAGGGUGGCCAAUAAAGCCAAGAAAUCAGAUGUCAAGAAGUUGUGGCGAGAAAGGAACUGGGGCAAGAAACCGAAAUGGUUGAGCUGGCGAGCAGCUCUCGCCUACCUCCAACGAGACGAGCAGCCACCAGCCAGAGAACCACUUCCACCAACACCAUCGCCACAGCGCGAACAUCUCCGAGCAGCCCUGGCGGCCCACCACUACAGCUACGAUGACCAAGGGAACCUUGUGCAGCUCCGCGGGGACGGAGUCGCCAAGUACCCAGUACAGAUCAUCGACAAUCGUCCCAUCCCGGCUCAGGGACAGGCAGGGGGCCAACCCCUAGACAACGCCGACCUGCAGCUACACAACCACUACCACAACGUCAUCGGCGACCUCUUGGUGGUGCAACCCACCCACAUCACUGACUACCCGCACGUACCCGGCUCAGCCUCGUCUUCCAGCUCGCGCGGCCCCAGGGAACCGCCGCAAGAAACAGGGGGACCUCCCCUGCCGGACAUGACGGACCUGGACCAACAAGCUGCGGAAGCUAUCAACGCAGGCCGAGCCCCACCUUGGCGCAUUGAAGGAGAUGGCCCCAGUAUGCGGAGCAGCGUUAGAGUCGACGACAACAGCCAUGACCUGUCAUGGGUACAAGGGGUCACCCCGGCGACACUGCCGCCGCCGAUGCCACUUCACCCACGUACGAUCCUGAGCAUGCGGGGCACGGCCACGGGCUCAUGGCGAGGGACAACAUGGUCGCCACCUAGCAACUCCGUGGUGCGACACCCAGCAAGGCUCGAUGUUGAGCCUACCUUGGUGAUCUACAAAACACUGGCAGGGCGACCAGAACGGGGGAUUCUCCCCGAUGGCAUCCACAUGACCAUCCACCCGGCAGGAGCCUGGAUAGCCACCACCCGAUUUGAACUGGGGUUUGCUCGUACCCCAAGAUACUGGCUCGUGGAAGUGGACUACGCACCACCGCCUGGGCCGGACCGGAUGCAGCUACGUACAGGCGAGAGUUUCUGGCUUGAAUGGCGAGGCGAAGAAAGACAAUGGCAGCGCAGACCAAGGUUCCACAAUGACAUCGCUGUUCUCGGGGGAUUUCCCGAUAUCCCACAAGCUCAAGCUCCCAGACCGCCGACGCCACCACAGCGGAGGGACCCUACCACGGCACAGAGCAGCAGCCAACCAAGGCAACGGGGAUUCAACCCGCAGUACUUUGUGGACACGCGCCCACUACGGGGAAGGUUGAUCCCCACUGCAACUCCAACGUCGACUGCACAGGAGCCAUCGUCAUCUACUGCCACGGACAGCAGUUUUGGGAGAUCGACCCAGGAAGAGCAUGGCCGGCCGAGAGCGAAAAGCAAAGCAAAGCCCCCUCAACCACCGCAGCCGAGCUCGGGAUCGGAAACGGAGACCAGCUGGCCUAGUGAGGACCCGCAACAGAACCAUGACGAUCAGGCCCUGCUGCAAUCCUUCGUCAAGAACAUCGCGGCCCCUGCAGAAGCCACGGAAGACGCCGAGGAUGUCACCCUCAUGCAAAAAGGGCGAUCACCUCCCAGCGCUGAACCCGGCAAUGAUCGUGCCACGAGAGAGCCAGCUAGGGGAUCGACCCCACAGGCACCUGAAGCCUUGGACGUGCAUGGGACAGCCGAUGACACAGCAUGGUUCUCCGUCGCUGCCAACUUUGAGGGCGACUUCACAGUGCAUGGGUUGCUCAGACUCCUGCAGAAAAUCCUGCAUGAGAUGCUGCAGCAAUCUUUCACGCUGCCCAGCGACUACCUCACCAGCCUCGCCUACCACGCCUGCUACUACAUCUCCAAGCUGCAAAGCACCCACGAUAGAAACAUGCAGCCAACCACAAGCACGGGGGAAAACCCCGCCUCACAAGCUGCAGCGGGACCGACUGCCAUGGUUUUCUGCAUCACCAAUACCUUUGUGGAGGCCGAAGCAGCAUUGGAGAGCCUAGCUCACCACCACGAUGAGCUCCCUAAAAGGCACUUGACAAAGGAACUCCAGAGGGCGGAGGCCCUGCUCAGAGAUGGCCGGGCAAUCUUCAAGAGUUGGGCCCGGGACCCUAAUGCUCCAGGGGCCUUGCCGGGCACAGCAGCCUCGCAAAAUGCUCUGGAUGGGGUUGGAUGGUCCUUCCUGGCUCUGGAAGAGGGUGGUACCGCUACCCUGGACGAAGUCCUUCAUAAUGCAUGGCUGGCUACACAGCGCUGCAAUAAAUACAUGGACGAGCUCCUAGCAUGGAUCGAGCAACAGUUUCAGGACAGCAAUGCGAGGGGGAGUCCAUCCCCAAAACGUCGACGGACGGAAGUUGCAACUGGCAGCCUAUCGCACCCAGUCUUUGUCAACGAGGAGCAGGGGGGCAACCCCCCGACACUACAUUCGGGACGCGCCGAACCUCAUGCCGUACCGGUACCACCUGAUGUUCGACCGCGACCAGAUCCAGCAAAAGACCACCGAGCACGCAGCGGACCAGAACCAGGCCCAGCGCCAUACAACGUUCUGCGGGCGCAGCAAAUCCUUGAGGGAGUGCUACCCUUCACAGAGCAACAAGUGGCGUGUGCCCUCCAGGAGGCCCACGCAUACCUACUGCAAUGGACCAGCAGCCUAUGGGGUGAGCCCAUUGUGCUUACGGACAGCGCAGAGAGCAGUGGCCAACCUGCCUCGCACAAUAACCUGGGAAGUGGAAGCGCCAUGACAGAUGACAGGGGGGCAUUACCUCCCACGCUGCCUGCAGCCAACAGCUCCGACGAUGCCUCCACAGUGACGUCGCACCGCAGACGCAGACUACACGCCAGCAUCCUCGACUGA